AUGAAGCGAACCUUCAGCAUCACUGCUAUCAAGCUGCGUGUGGGCAGCCCAGCUCUGGCCGUCUUCCUGGCUGCUCAGGCAGGUCUGCUGCUCUUCUUCCUGUGCGCCCACCACGGGGGCCUCUUUCUGCCACACCCAGGGGGUGAGCGCCCCUCCUCGUCCUCGCAGGUCCAUAUCCUGAUCCUGUCCUCCUGGCGGUCCGGUUCCUCCUUCGUAGGGCAGCUCUUCAGCCAACACCCGGACGUCUUUUACCUGAUGGAGCCAGCCUGGCAUGUCUGGGCCACCAUGCACCAGAACGGGGCCCGGGUCCUGCACAUGGCGGCCAGGGACCUCGUCCGCUCUGUCUUCCAGUGUGAUCUAUCCGUCUUUGAGGCCUACCUGCCUGAGCGGCGGAGGAGGAAUGUGUCGGCCCUCUUCCAGUGGGCCGUGAGCCGGGCCCUGUGCUCCCCGCCAGCCUGUGACUCUUUUCCACGUGAAGACAUUGCCAGUGAGGGCGCCUGCCGGACCCUAUGCGGCCGCUCACCCUUGGCCAAGGCAGAGGAGGCCUGCCAUAGCUACGGGCACAUUGUGUUGAAAGAGGUGCGCUUCUUCGACCUGCGCGUCCUCUACCCGCUGCUCACCGACCCCUCCCUCGACCUGCGAAUUGUCCACCUGGUGCGUGAUCCCCGGGCAGUGGCCAGGUCCCGCGAGCGGUCGGCCCAAGCCCUCUCCCGCGACAACGGGAUUGUGCUAGGCACCAACGGCACCGAGGUGGAGGACAGCCAGUUCCAAGUUUUGCGGGAGGUCUGCCGCAGCCACGUGCAGAUCUACGAGACGGCCACGCUUAAGCCUCCCCACUUCCUGAAAGGCCGCUACCUAAUGGUCCGGUUCGAGGACAUCGUGCGGGACCCCGUCGGGGAAAUCACAGCCAUGUACGACUUUGCCGGCUUGCGGCUGACUCCCAAACUUCAGGCUUGGAUCCACAAUAUCACGCAUGGGGCCGGGCCGGGCCGCAAGAAGGAGGCCUUCCAGAUCACCUCCCGAAACGCAGUCAACGUCUCCCAGGCCUGGAGGAACGCCCUCCCCUUCCAGAAAGUCAAGCAAGUGCAGGAGGCUUGCAAAGGCGCUUUUGGCAUCCUGGGCUACCAAACGGUGGAGUCCGAGAGAGAGCAGAAAGAUUUGUCCAUAGAAGUGGUGUUGCCCCAUCGAAAGAGCCAGUUCAGCUGGGCCUCCCUCAGUGGGAGCUAAAUGGGACAUCACACCUCUCUGUUGUUUUCUUCAUUCUCCAAACAACGGGACUCUACUCCUUUUGAUGUCUCUAGUAAUGGCUCCUAGUAGUUAUGUAAAUGCAAAGAGAUGGACUGAAGGGCUGGAACUGGUUCGCAGGGGCAAGCCCUUCCACCCAGUCCCCUCAUUGGGAUGUGCCAGCUACCUCUUGAAAAAGGAAAGGGACAGGAGCACAUUCUGCCUGGCGUGGAAAGGCAGCGUGGGGCAUCUAGAAAGCAGGCUUCGAUGUGCAUAAUGCUUCAGUACAGAACACAACUCUGUCACCUGGGAGAAAAGUACAAAUAGAAUAACAGCAGUGUUUCAUUCCGAGUCUUUUAGUGUUUUAAAACUCUAAAUAUGG
Anolis sagrei ordinatus is the source of this 1606-nucleotide messenger RNA. The record is from RefSeq and is a predicted model, not a curated record. Lineage: Eukaryota; Metazoa; Chordata; Lepidosauria; Squamata; Anolidae.